Helianthus annuus (common sunflower) is the source of this 912-nucleotide messenger RNA. Its product is annotated as probable long-chain-alcohol O-fatty-acyltransferase 5. The record is from RefSeq and is a predicted model, not a curated record. The transcript has 2 exons. Bases 1 to 912 code for a protein of 303 amino acids. Gene Ontology annotation, biological process: lipid metabolic process. NCBI's taxonomy places the organism in Eukaryota, Viridiplantae, Streptophyta, Magnoliopsida, Asterales, Asteraceae.
AUGGGAUCAUCCAUAGCUAACAACCUCAUAAUCUACAUCUCAUCAAUAACCGCAUCACUUUCCUACUGCUACUUCAUAUCUUCAAAGCUCCCGAAAGGUCUUUACAGAUUCAUCUCUCUCAUCCCAAUCAUCUACCUUUUCACCAUAUUACCCCUCCAUUGCACCUCAAUCUUCACCACCGCCAUCACCUUCUCCUUCACCACAUGGCUCACAAACUUCAAACUCAUCCGAUUCGCAUUCGAUCUCGAUCACUCCCCAUUUCACCCAUCCCAUUCACUCCUCAAAUUCAUCACCAUCGCUUCAUUACCAAUCAAAUCCAAAACCGCACGUCCUACCGAUCCAAACCGGUUCCGGUUCAAGUUAGUGUUUCAGCUUCUCAUUUUCUCCAUACUUGUUAAACUAGUAUCGACUUACAAACACCAUAUUCAUCGCAAUAUUAUUAUGGUAGUCUACUGUGGACUACUUUUUUUAAUAAUCGACAUCGUUGCUGACGUGUCAAACAGUCUGCUCUUUCUUCUCACCGGUUUAGAGCUCGAACCGUCCUCAGAUCAACCUUAUCUCGCCACAUCGUUGCAAGACUUUUGGGGGAGAUGGAACCUCAUGGUAACAAAUACUCUGCGUCACACCGUAUACAAACCCGUUCGGUCAGUUUUUUCUAACUAUAAGUGGGCCCCACUUGCCGGCGUGAUCGUGGCGUUUGUUGUAUCCGGAUUGAUGCAUGAGUUAUUUGUUUAUGAGUUGUCACGUGAGGAACCCACGUGGGAGAUGACGUGGUUCUUUGUGAUCCAUGGAGUGUGUGUUGCGGUGGAGAUGGUUGUAAAGAGAUGUUUGGUCGGUGGGCGGUGGCGGUUGCCGGAGUUUGUUGCGAGGUUGUUGACGGUGGGGUUUGUUGCGGCUACUGAUUAUGAAUGA